This is a messenger RNA of Drosophila biarmipes, 4308 nucleotides long. It is a transcript of the gene Pak3, whose product is annotated as serine/threonine-protein kinase PAK 2. Bases 953 to 2656 code for a protein of 567 amino acids. NCBI's taxonomy places the organism in Eukaryota, Metazoa, Arthropoda, Insecta, Diptera, Drosophilidae. The record is from RefSeq and is a predicted model, not a curated record. Gene Ontology annotation, biological process: regulation of axonogenesis; intracellular signal transduction; regulation of MAPK cascade. Gene Ontology annotation, cellular component: cytoplasm. Gene Ontology annotation, molecular function: ATP binding; protein serine/threonine kinase activity. The transcript has 2 exons.
UGCGCUGCGGUCACAUUCAGUCUGCCAAGAAAAGAAAUUACACACGCGCGCUUGUGUUUCGGCUCGUACUAAAAAACAUAAAAUUGUAAAGUAAAAACUAGCUUAAGUCCGCGGAAAUAACAAUUGUGUUUACUAGCAAAAACAUACAUACAUACGUCGUAUACGUAACUCAUUUAUCGGCACAACUCUGGUGCGAGUGCGACAGCAAUAGCAGGCCGAGUGCAGCAGUGCGAUUGCAGCCAAGCGAAGGGGAAAAACCAAAGAAGUUAUUAUAAUUCCAGAGUGGAAUUAAUUCCCGGGCGGCUAAAAAUCCAAAUAAACGAUAAACUGCUGCAUAGUCAUGGAACCCUGGAAGGGCUCAUAACAACAAGAAGGGAGUUUUCGGCCCCGCAAGAACAACAACAACAACCAGAGACAGUGGAAGAACAAGACUGCGACGGCCACUCCUUUUGUGUCCGACUUCGAGAUGUGUGCGUGUUCGUGUCCGCGUCCGCCUUUGUGUGUCGAGCAAUUGAAAACUGGUGAUUGCUGAAUAAAUUAAGGUAGCUAAAUUAAUAAUUAGCGAAGCGAGUGGGGCCAAUAAAAAGUGAAAAUCUUCUGCGUUUUCGUAAAGCGAAAGAAACUACAGCUACAGUUAGAAGAGAUAAGAAGAGCUCUCGCACCCACACACAUACGCAUACACAAAAGCGCAGGCCGAACGAACGAGUGUGCGUGCGUGUGAAUGUGUUCAUGACUCACGGCUGGUUCAGUGAGAGCGAGGGGGAGACAAAGAUAAAGAGAGCGAGAGCGAGAGUGGUGGCUUGAGUAACAGUAACAAAAAAAAACUAAAGGCAAACAACAACAAAUCCAAAUCCGCUGAACGUUUAGAAUUUUCCAAGUCGAGCGUAACUAAACGCAUUGGAAGAAAAUCCCCAUCUAUACAAAGGGAGCGAGAGAGAAAGCCGCUGGAAAAAUGAGCUUCACCAAGUGGUUCAAGAAGAAGGGCGGGGAUGGGGGAUCGAUCUCCGAGAUCGGUGCACCCACAAACUUCCAGCGUCACUUCCAUGUGUCGCGCAACCAGGAGACGGGCGACCUGGAAGGCCUUCCAGCGCCCUGGGUCCGCCUGAUGAACUCACAGAUCACUCGCGAUGAGCAGGACAAGAAUCCAGAUGCCGCCUACCAUGCCGUCAAGUACUACAACUACUCGAUCAAGAAGAAGGAGAACGAGGUCUUCAAGCCCUUCAUCACCGAGGACGUCAUCCACGAGGAGUCCAAGGAGAUCGAGAACUAUGUCAACUACAAGAACAAGCACAAGUCGCAGGACCCCGAGAAGUCCGACGACGAUGGCAGCUCCACGGCCACGGAGACGGAGAGCAGCAGCGGAUGCGGCUCCUCGGCGGGAAAUAGCAACAGCAGCAGCAUCAACGACAGCAGCCAACAGUCGGCGGUGCGGCUGGACGCCUUGGAGGAGGUGUUCAAGGAGCUCAAGUCCAAUCUGGAGCACCGCGAAACGCUAAAGGCGGCGCCACAGGAACCGCCACCAGUGCCGCCCAAGAAAUCGCCACAUGCCAUGCCGCCCAAGCCGCAGAUCAAGCCCAAACCCAGGGUUACCCAGAAGUUCUCACGCACAUCGGACCUGCGGCAGGAGGAGGACUCUGAAAACCAGCACAAGAUCAACACGGACACCAUCAUCAUCAAGCCGGCCGGCAAUGCCCAGGAUGCCGAUGACAAUCCGGACGAGACGAUACUGCGCCGCUCCAAGGAGAAGCGGGCCCAGAAGACCGAUGCCGAGAUCUACGAUGAGCUGCGGGCCAUUUGCAAUCCAGAGGAUCCCAGGGAACGCUACAAGACCACCCAGGAGGUGGGCAAAGGUGCCUCCGGCAUAGUCUUCAUAGCCGGCGAUUUGCAGAACGAAUCACAGGUGGCCGUCAAGACGAUCGACAUGAAGAACCAGUCCUCCAAGGAUCUCAUACUCACCGAAAUCCGGGUGCUUAAAGACUUCAACCACAAGAACCUGGUCAACUUCCUGGAUGCCUACCUGCUGGAGCCCGAGGACCAGCUGUGGGUGGUCAUGGAGUACAUGGAUGGCGGCCCACUGACCGACGUCGUUACCGAGACUGUGAUGAAGGAGCGUCAGAUCGCCUGCGUUUGCCGCGAGACGCUCUAUGCGAUCAGCUUCCUGCACGCCAAGGGCAUCAUCCACCGAGACAUCAAGUCGGACAACGUGCUCCUGGGCAUGGAUGGCAGCGUCAAGGUGACGGACUUCGGCUUCUGCGCCAACAUCGAGGGCGACGAGAAGCGCCAGACGAUGGUGGGCACCCCGUACUGGAUGGCGCCCGAGGUGGUCACGCGCAAGAAGUACGGCAAGAAGGUGGACAUCUGGUCCAUCGGCAUCAUGGCCAUCGAGAUGAUCGAGGGUCAGCCGCCCUAUCUGUACGAGACCCCGCUCCGCGCCCUCUACCUGAUCGCCGCCAACGGCCGGCCGGACAUCAAGAGCUGGGACAAGCUCAGCCCCAACCUGCAGGACUUCCUCGACCGCUGCCUCCAGGUGGAGGUCGACCGAAGGGCCACUGCCGACGAGCUGCUUAGCCAUCCCUUCCUCAGCGACUGCAGCGAGGUCAAGGCCCUGGUGCCCAACAUCAAGGCCGCCAAGAAGGUGCUCCGACGCAACGUAUAGUUGCUGUGCAAUCACCGAACGGCCAGGCUGCUCUACGCGUGAUCGGAAGCGGAAUCGGGUUCGGGAUCGGAUACGGGGGAUCUGCCCCGUGUGUAUAAUGAGUUUUCAAUGUAAAUUUGUUUUGUGUGGACGAAACCGGAACUGGAACUGGAAUAGAAUGCUGAUCGUAGUCUUUGUAGUGUGUACAACCGUAGAAAUAGCGAGGGCAGGACUAGGACCCGGCCACUCCCCUUCGAAAGCAGCACGAGACGGCGAGAAGGAGAGAUGAGAACUGAGGCCGGAAAACUCGGAGGAAGCCGUCGCAAAACCGUGGAUCCAUAUCGCAUCGCUCAGAGGCAGAGGGGCGGGGGUUAUCGCUUAGAUUAGAUUGUCCUAUGGCAAAUUAGCUUACUUCGUACAUGGCGCGCAUGCCGAUGUAUAUGCGACGAAACGCACACAAACACGCACAUAUGAUAUAGAUACUGUAUUAUUAACUGUAGGGACAUAAGUUUGAUUACUCCUUAUAUACCCGUAUAUAUACAUAAUUGUGAUUUAAGCGAUUUUAUCAAGUCUGCAUUAUGCGAUUCUUUAUAAAAUUCGUCGUAGUCAGUAAGUGCAAACGAACCCUAAACAGAGAACAUGCAAUACUUGUUGUAAAUUACCAAAAACAAAACACGAAAAAAUCAAAGCGAAGGCGAUAAUUAUAGCAAGUCGAAAUGAGUGUAACAAGUGCCAUUAGGACUAGAGCUAGCAGCAGCAAGCGACACACCAGCAACAGCAGAAUUAUCUCCACAAUUUAUGCAUUUCCCAUAGAGUACAGAUAUAUAUCAAUGCAAAACAGAUAACUAACUAGACAAGCCAGAGCCCGAAGCUUGUAUAUUAGCUGAUAUUCGCAGUGUUGACGGGAUUGAGGGAAAAAUCUUUGAUAUUCCAUUUUAAUUAGUACAAACUUAAGACUAACCGAAAACGCCACAAACGAGCAGAUUUACAUAGACUUCCCCGUUCCUUCCCCGAGACAUUUGCCAUAUGCACCGAGAGAAAAUUGUAAUUCUAUACAGAAGCCUAUCAUAGUAGAGAUGUUAUUUAACGCGGUAAUGUGUGUGUCAAAGCUAAAGUGAAAUAUUGAAACAAAGAAGUAUCCCUAAAGGGAGUAUAUGCAUAUAGAAAGUGGUAUACGUACACUAAACCUAGUCCCAUCGGGAGUUACGAGCAAUGUCAAUUGCUGAGGAAGAUAUCUUGAAGAGAAAGUAAUCAGCAACCCAUCCGAAGUGGGUUUUCCGUUUCCACCACCCCCCUUUCAGUUGAAUAUUGAGUGCUACUUCCCACCACAGGAUUUAUUCGAAAAGUAUGUAGCCAGUCGGUAGACUCUUCGCGGAUAUUUUACUGAAACACAACGAAGGCGGAACUAGGAAGGGUACAUUCGAGGUUAUUCUGCCGGCAGGUGUUAGCUUUCUUUAACUGUUACAUAUACACAACACCUAUAGGGAUUAUCUUUUACUUGCAAUUCUGAUAUUAGUAGGCAUUGGAUUGCUGCUGCUGCAGAUCGGUUCAUAGUUAAAUUUUAUAUACUACACGAAAUCCCAAUAUUUGGCCUAUAAUUAUGCAUUCAUAAUUUUUAAAGAGCUUAACUUAACUAUUAAUCGAAAAUUUACUUGAUUUUCUUAGUUUAGCUU